AUGCAAGAAUGCAAGAAUUGCUCCUCCGACCUCCCCUCUCCCCCCCAAACCCCAAAAGAACUUCCCAAGAAGAAGCGCGGACACGAGAAUCGGCUCCACUCACUUGCGACUACUACCUACGUCCUUUAUCAACUUACGCCUUCAACACCCUGUCUUUCUACGAGCGAAAGCCAGAUGCUGCUGGCGACUUUCCUAUGGCUGGGUCCCACCGCGAUCAUCGUGAUCGUGAUCGGGACAGGCGUAGAGGUCGAGGACCAAACCAAAACCGGGGUCGCGCUCGCUAUCGCGACAGAGGGCGUCACUCGCGUGGUAGUGACCGUCGCUAUGACUUUCACGGAAGGUCGCCUCCUCCACGCGCCUCCCGCUUUGGGCCCGAUUCGUCUCACGAUUCGACCGGGUUUGCCUCCCAACGCUCUCCACCGCGUGGCUCACCUGGCGCUUCCCCUGGAUUCCAUGGACCUCAACAUAAAGACAACCAGGGUCCUCGACGAGCAGACUCCCCGUUCGGACCACCAUCAAAACGCCAAAGAACACGGAGUCCAUCGCCCCGUGGUCCGCGUGCGCCAUUCGCCAACCGACGAUCUUCAUACAGCAAACAUAGUGACAGACGCGAUCGAAGCCCCCCUUUUCGAGGACGAGGUCGGGGAUUCUCAGGUCGCGGUGCCCCUAGAGGACGCUCUCCACGUCGAGGUCGCGAUCGCCGAGGAGCUGACCGUCGUCGUUCGGACAUCCCAAGACACGGCCAAUCAAAGUCCCCCCGUGCGCGACAGAGGCUUUCACCCAUCACCUAACAGACGUUCUCGCUCACAUAGUGACGGUUACAGUGAUCGAGACUCUCGAUAUCGUUCUCGGUCUUUAUCGAGGAACUCGGUUCGUUCUUCUGGGUCACGGGGCUCUGUAUCUCCUUUCAAUCCACGUCCCGAAGAACAAAUGAAUUCAACCCGAUUCAAUAAACCCGGCCAUAAUGAUACGACCCGGUCUCCCUCCCCCUCACGCCCUAUUUCAAGUUAUGACUCUGGAAAUGUAAGCGGCCCUGGAGAUGGACCAGCCAACGUGCGCGAUGCACUUCCUCUACAUGGAAUGCGAGGGUCAGAUGUCCACAAGCAGUAUCCACGGUCAUCUCGACAACAUCUGGAUACACGGCAAUACUCAAAGUCCCCACAAUACGCAACACCGACAACCUCUCAUCGGGGCUCACCUCCACCCGGCUCCCCAUAUCGCAGCGGACGAGGAGGUCGCAAUGGUGAACAGUCUGGAUAUUCAGGUCACGGUCACACAUCUCCUUACCGACAAGACAAUUACUAUUCGAAAAAUGGUGACCAGGGGGAACCAUAUGAUCACAGGCACGGUGCCUUUGAUAACCCACCGAAUCCCUCCUCCCAACACCCCCAGGGUACACCAUCCUUCCGUGGAAACUACUCUAGCUCUCGCGGGAACCACGCCCAUCAGGGUCCCGACCGUCGUUUCUCGGGCUCGGGUCCCUCUUCGAGCAACAACAACAUCAAUAGAUCUUCACAUAUGGAUGACAAAAACCAAUUCAAUAAUUCACAAUGGACAGCCCCGGGGCCCCGUGGCCGCGCUGGGCAAGACAGCCCGAGAAUGGGACACAACUACCGAUCCCAAACCCCUUCCACACGGCCUCCAUCUGCCAGCGAUCCACAAUCUCCAAGGGCAGUGGAUAGUGGUAAACAUCUCCGACCUGCUCCCAAGGCAUUCUCAAGAGAAGAGGAUCAUGCCCCGCCAGGACCCGAAGGCGAUGGUGCACGAAACAUGCCUCCGCCUGCCCGUGAUGCGCCACCCACAAGCCCAGCAGAGAACCGUGGAAAAAUCAGCUUCACCUUCAAAGCCAAGAGCACACCGGCGCCUGCUCCCAAGCCAGUUCCUGACCUUGCACAGCGUAUGCAAGUCCGCGAACCGCCACCCCGUGCUCUUCCUCUAUCCGAAGUACCUUCCCCUCGCAAUCGUUUGACGAAUGGGCCAUUGCCCAAAUUCAAACCUGAACCACGUUUUGAUCGCUUUGAUCGAGACCGCGGGCGGGAUCGGGGACGGGAUCGUGGUCGAGACCGCGGACGAGAUCGUGGACGAGACAGAGAACGAGAUUUUGACCGACGAGAUCCUCGAGAUCACAGAGACCCCAGAGAUCACAGAGACCCCCGAGAUACCCACGGCCGAAGAGAUGAUCGUCGAUUUGACCAGCGUCGUGAUCGCGGAAGGGGAGAUCGACGCCCAGACUUCCGACAAGAGCGUCGCAGAGACUUUACUCCAGAGCCACCGAAGGAACUCCCACCGAAACAAACGAAGAUUGUCCUACGCCCUAAGCCACGUCCCAAGCUGUCCGAGGAGUUUGCUAAAGCCGAUUCUGUCUAUUAUCGCAAACCGGGCAACGAGUCCGUUAUUGGCGCAGGCACGUACGGAAAGGUCUUCAAGGGAAUACACGUGUAUACCCAACGCAAGGUUGCAUUGAAAAAGAUCCGAAUGGAAGGCGAAAAGGAUGGAUUCCCUGUGACAGCUGUGCGCGAGAUCAAACUCCUCCAACAUCUCCGAAAUCACAAUGUCGUGAGCCUUUUAGAGGUUAUGGUUGAGAAAAACGAAUGCUUUAUGGUAUUUGAAUAUCUCUCGCACGACCUCACUGGCCUGAUCAAUCAUCCCACCUUCGCACUCACUGUCGCCCAUAAGAAGGACCUGGCGAAACAAUUGUUCGGAGGCCUGGACUAUCUCCACCACCGAGGUGUCCUUCACCGUGAUAUCAAAGCCGCCAAUAUCCUCAUCAGUAAUCAGGGUCUCCUGAAAUAUGCAGACUUCGGUCUAGCUCGAUUCUUUUCAAAGAGUCGACCACUGGAUUACACUAACCGGGUGAUCACUAUCUGGUACCGUCCACCUGAGCUUCUCCUCGGUGAAACUCGCUAUGGCCCCGCUGUCGAUGUAUGGAGUGCCGCAUGUGUCUUUAUUGAAAUGUUCACGAAGAAGGCCGUAUUCCCGGGCGAAGGAGGCGAGCUCAGCCAGCUCGAGAAACUUUACAAUUGCUUGGGUACCCCGACCCGUGCCGACUGGCCGGACCUUGUCGAGAUGCCCUGGUUUCAGCUGAUGCGGCCAACCGAACGGAAGAAACGAGUCUUUGAGGAUGUGUAUCGGGAGAUUUUAUCUCCCGCUGCACUGGACCUGAUUUCUCAAAUCUUCCGAUAUGAUCCAACAAAGCGACCGAGUGCGGAAGAAGUCCUCCAGCAUCCCUACUUCAUGUCUGAAGAACCCGCUCCACAACAAGCUCUCGAGCUGGAGCACAUUGAAGGGGAUUGGCACGAAUUCGAAUCCAAGGCUCUACGGAAGGAGGCCCGGCGCGCAGCCGAGUAUCAAAGUCAAAAAGAUCGUGAAAAACGCAAGGCCGAUGCAUCGGUGACGUCGAGCGAUCGAGAUUCCAAACGCGUCCGGGAGACUUAG
Penicillium waksmanii is the source of this 3435-nucleotide messenger RNA. Its product is annotated as putative protein kinase. The record is from RefSeq and is a predicted model, not a curated record. The coding region runs from base 1 to 3435 and encodes 1144 amino acids. Gene Ontology annotation, molecular function: ATP binding; cyclin-dependent protein serine/threonine kinase activity; RNA polymerase II CTD heptapeptide repeat kinase activity. Lineage: Eukaryota; Fungi; Ascomycota; Eurotiomycetes; Eurotiales; Aspergillaceae. The transcript has 6 exons. Gene Ontology annotation, cellular component: nucleus; cyclin/CDK positive transcription elongation factor complex. Gene Ontology annotation, biological process: protein phosphorylation; transcription elongation by RNA polymerase II; positive regulation of transcription elongation by RNA polymerase II.